AGGGGGGAGAGAGUGAAAGAAAACUAAGCCCAGCUUUUGCCGGUGCUGCUUGGAUUGGAUCUGGUUUGAGUUUCCUCUCUGCUGGCUUGUGUAGCAAGAGAGGAGGAGUGGGGGGAAGUAACUCAGUCUUCCUCUGAAGCUUAAGCAAAUGUGCUGCUGCCUGCGCUGGCCGGGAGCUACCCUGGGUGCAGUUGCCUCGCAGCUUAUUGCUCUCAGUUACUAAGGAACUGCCUGGACUUCUAGAGGACCUAGAGGAAAAAGACAUCACUUCACAGACCUGAUAGUUGCUCAGUGCCUAUAGACUUGACACUUUUUUUUUUUCCUAGGGGAUCCUUUUUAAAAAUUAUUUUUCUCCUCUGUUUUUCAGAACAGCAGUUCCUUCAGUGUGUGGCAUUGAAAUCCAUUGCUUUGUUAACAACUUUGGGAGAUAUUUUUAAAAACUUUUUUCCCCCUCUCUUCUGUUUUCUUUGCCAAAAGAAAAAAAAACAAAAAAAAGAGAGGAAAAAAAAAAGGAAAACAAAAAGGAAAAUAAUUUUGGGGGAGGGGAGAUGAUCGUGCUGAUGUGGAAUAAGUGCUCCUGCUGUCUCCUCUUACUAGCCGCGGUCCUGAUCGUGGAGAGCUCCCAGCUAGACAGCUCCAGCUCCAAGGUGAACUCCAUCAAGUCCACCCUGAUGGGGGAGGCUCCAACUCAGGCAACCAACAGAUCUGCAGGCAUCCACCAGGGACUGAUGCUUGCUAGCAGUAAGAAGGGCAAAAUGCUAGAGCAGAUGGGAAAACCUCCCAAGCACUAUCACCGGCAAGGAGAGGCCUAUCCUUGUACUAAUGACAAGGAAUGUGAAGUUGGGCGGUACUGUCACAGUCCUCACCAAGCAACGUCUGCAUGCGUGGUGUGCCGGAGGAAGAAGAAGCGCUGCCACAGAGACGGCAUGUGCUGCCCUGGGAACCGCUGCAACAAUGGUAUUUGCAUACCAGUAACUGAAAGCAUCCUUACACCCCACAUCCCUGCUCUAGAAGGGCCACGCAACAAGAAGAGUGGUCAUUAUUCUAGCAAGGAUUUGGGAUGGCACAACCUAGGGAGGCCGCGCUCCAAGCUGUCGCACAUAAAAGGACACGAGGGUGAUCCCUGCCUACGGUCAUCAGACUGUAUAGAGGGACACUGCUGUGCUCGCCAUUUCUGGACCAAAAUUUGCAAGCCUGUGUUGCACCAGGGGGAGGUGUGCACCAAACAGCGCAAGAAAGGGUCCCAUGGACUGGAGAUUUUCCAACGAUGUGACUGUGCCAAGGGGCUGUCAUGUAAAGUAUGGAAAGAUGCGACCUCCUCUUCUAAAUCAAGACUUCAUGUGUGCCAGAAAAUCUGAAGGCUGAUUGGGAAGACAGUAAUAAGUGACUGUGGCUUUAUGUGUUAAAUGCAUUAUGGCAUGGUGGAAAAACAGGACUGCAAAUGGAAGUGGAAUGGCUAAAGUAACAGUUAGAGUAGAAGUCACACCCAAUGCAUUACUUUUUGAGCUGGUGGUGUAGCUGGAGUUUAUCUACUGUCCAGUUCUUCUGUAAAUAACUUCUACAGUUUGUGGGAAAUGCUAGUAUGCAAACAAGUAGAGUGGAAAUGAAUGUCACUUACCUUGCUGCAUUGUCCCGUGAUGUUUCAGGGCGUUCAGUGUUAGGGCUAGAGUGGGUUUCCAGUGUGUUAAUGCCUGCUAAAUAAAUUGUAUACAUUGUACUCCUAUAGGAAGCAGUGCAUGCCAGGAACUGGCAUCUGUCAACUCAUGAUUUGGCGCAUUGCAGGUGUAAGAAAUUGAAAUAAAGUUACUGUGAAUGUCCAUAUGCCCUUGUCUUUCAGGGCUGACACUUCAGCAGAGAAAGCACUCCUGCAGGACAAGAGUGCUAUGUUUUGCAGGUCCUUAUGAAGGAGGUAAAAUCUUGCCAUCUCAAAAUUUCAAGAAGGCAGCAGUUUCUCUAAGAGGAGGCAUUUAAACAGGGUUUUGUUUCCUAUACAUGGGUAAAUUGAAAAUCUUUAUGUAGUUCAGUGUCAUAGUAUGGCACUUAAUCACUUGUAUUUGCCUCAGUUUACUGCUAAUAUACAUUGGGUUGAACAGAUGAAGCAAAUAUGUGUGCAUGCUGAAUCCCGAAUUAUAUAUAGGCAGUUCCUCAUUAGUCCUAAAUAUACUUUCCUAACCUAAGCAUUCUUGCAUUAUAGACAUUUCCAAAGGAAAUAGCAGAGUGUUGAAGUGCCUAACAUGAAGAGCUAUGAAGCUGUUUCUCUGUUGCUAUUAUAAUAGAUGACAUAGACAUUUAUUGAAGUGUUUAGAGCAUACUGCUACAAACUCAAAUUUCUACAUUUUAUUAGUAGCAACAGGCUACUGACGGCACUCUGCAGCAGUAUAAUGGAUUUGUUCCUAGAGACAGCAAAGAAAAAGGAGCUGGGUCUUGUGUGCACCUCCUCUCCUGCAGAAAAGGAAGUAAGAAGAUGGUAUGACCACAAAUGACUUGCUAAACAACAUGUGAUGUCACAGCCUACCAGCCUCCAGCAUGUAUUAAGCCUGAACUUGAUGUCCUCUCAUUCUGGAGUGUUCUGCCAGGAAUGAUGGAAGUACAUAGACUGUAGAAACAGCUGCCAACCCUACAUUGUUUGUGUACUGCUUAAAAAAGGGCAGCCUCUGUCCCUUGCCUUGUCUCCAAGGUCUUUUCAAACCUUUUUAGUUUUACUUAUUUGCAAGUAUUCCUUUGUAUAGACUUUGAUUAAGAGAAUAAUAUUACUUUAAGGAAGCCUGAUUCUGUAAUUGACCUACUGCUAAGUUGUAAUUACCCAUUUAUAAUUGUGCAUUUUCAUGUUCUGUAACACAGCGGACUUUUCUGUUUAUUCAGUUCUGAACAACGUGGGUAGACCGGUAUGCAGUUUAACUCUAGAAAACCUGUCACCAUUACCAGAUAUCUUUUUGCACCAGUGGGAUGCUUUAAAGCUAUAGCUUAGCUACACCAACAGACUCAGCCUUCCUAAUUAGAACACAGACCUUGGCUACUUUGCCCUUAUCUUUCAUAAGAGUCUGAAUAAGAAGAGUAUUUCACACACCUCUUUCCCUACUGGAGUUAGCUUUUAUUGACCUAGGGAUGCUCAGAGACAGGGGCUUCUGUUUUUUAAGUCUCAGUCAGAGCUUUAUCUUGGAGUCCUCUCAUUGCAAAUCUGCUUAUUUUGGAAUUUUUUUUUUUUUUUAUGUAACUGGAAAAGUAAUAAGGCUCAGAAAUUUCAAGAAAAGUCCAGGAACAAAUUUUGCAAGUUUUAUUUACACUGAUGCAGCACAUACUCAGCAGAGGAACUUGAGUGCUCUCAUUGUCACUACAUAGAAAAGAAAAUGAAAUCCAGCCUGAGCAGAGGGGUGUUGCAGAAAUGGGGUCUCAGAAAUUUUUAGCUCUUCCUAUCAUUGGCCUACUCCCUACUUUGCUCUUGCAGAACAUAGCUUUUUGGGAUAAUUUAUUUACAGGAAAUGUUUAAUGAGAUGUAUUUUCUUAUAGAGAUAUUUCUUACACAAAGCUUUGUAGCAAAAUAUAUUUGCAGCCUGUUGACUUUAAUGUAGAAAAAUGUAUAAUAAGAUUAAAUAUAUUAAAUGUUCUUUCCCAUUCCUCCCCAAAUAUGUUACCCAUGUUCUUUUCCUUUCCUGCUGCUUAAAAAGAAUAGGUCUUUCUCGAAAAACAUACGAAUCAGUUGAAAAAAAACCACCCUACAUAUAUUUUAGCUAUACAAGUAAAAUAUACAAUCAAAUGCUUGUACUUGUGUCUGAGAGCACUAUGUGGGCUGAGUUUUGAUAAAACACAUGAAGGUCAUCUUAAAAAUCCUUGUGCAUAACUUCUACAAAACUGGCUUAAGUGACAAUUAUCAAUAUGCUUCUCUUGGGUCAGUUUACACCCAAACACUCAAGAAUAUGUUUUGAAAAUAAUGCACCUGGUUGCAUAAUGUAAAAUCAACCAGGUUAAAUAGGAAAGAUGUCCAGGCGUGUUUCCUGGAUAGUGGUACAUACUAGAGGGACUCAUGAUGGGUAAAGGUGAUAUUCAAGUUACACAGCAUUUUACUAUAGGUUACAGCAUGCAAAUGUACUGCAGCAAAAUUUAUAACUGACAAUUAUGAAAUGGCAAAUUACAGCAUUCAGCUCUAAUAACAUGAAACAAUCCACAUGACACAACUGAAAAUACUGUUACUAAAACCAUCCAAGAUUUGAUCCCAGGAAAACUUCUGCAGAGCGCAAUAAAUAUUGCAAAAUGAUGG
Messenger RNA from Empidonax traillii (willow flycatcher), 4255 nucleotides. It is a transcript of the gene DKK2, whose product is annotated as dickkopf WNT signaling pathway inhibitor 2. Gene Ontology annotation, cellular component: extracellular region. NCBI's taxonomy places the organism in Eukaryota, Metazoa, Chordata, Aves, Passeriformes, Tyrannidae. The coding region runs from base 549 to 1358 and encodes 269 amino acids. Gene Ontology annotation, molecular function: co-receptor binding; receptor antagonist activity. The transcript has 4 exons. The record is from RefSeq and is a predicted model, not a curated record. Gene Ontology annotation, biological process: multicellular organism development; negative regulation of canonical Wnt signaling pathway.